Molecule: messenger RNA, 1739 nt
Organism: Cutaneotrichosporon oleaginosum
Lineage: Eukaryota; Fungi; Basidiomycota; Tremellomycetes; Trichosporonales; Trichosporonaceae
Cellular component (GO): Golgi apparatus
Molecular function (GO): antiporter activity; GDP-fucose transmembrane transporter activity
Source: RefSeq, a predicted model, not a curated record
CCGGGCUCCUCGACAUCACUUCAACCUCCAUCCUCAACUCAUCUCCUCUCCUCCCCAUCUCUUCUCAUCUCUUCUCAUCUCUCUCAUCUCCAAAUCUCCUUCUCCUCCUCCCCCUCCUCCUCCUCGUCAUCUUCUUCUUAUCUUUCACCUCAUACACUCUUUCCCCCCUUUCUUCUUCUUUCUCCCUCCUCCAUCUUUCCCCCUCCCCUCCUUGCCGACUGCACCACCUCCCCUCCCCCGCAGCCGACAUGUCCAAGCCCUUCGUCCCCACCCCGAGCCUCUCUCGCUCGGGGUCUCCCCCCCUCAUGCGCUCCGCCUCCUCGAGCAGCAUGUACUCGAACAACGUCGAGCGCCGCUCCGACGCGGACGAGAAGGUCCUCAUGGCCAACCUCGGUGGCGCUCAGCGACCUCCUUCCCCCAGUCUCGCCGCCAAGGACACUCCCGCUGCCCCAUCGUCUCGCGAGCAGAUCCUCCCCAUUGUCAAUUACUGCGCUGCGUCCAUUAUGAUGACCGUCGUCAACAAGUAUGUCGUGUCGGGUGCCAAGUUCAACAUGAACUUCCUCCUCCUCGCCAUUCAGUCGUCCGUGUGCGUUCUCGCCGUCUACAGCGUGAAGCGCGCCGGUGUCAUCUCCUUCCGCGACUUUGACCUCAAGGACGCCAAGCAGUGGUACCCCGUGUCUUGCUUGCUUGUCGCCGUCAUCUACACCGGUUCCAAAUCGCUGCAGUUCCUCUCGAUCCCCGUCUACACCAUUUUCAAGAACCUGACCAUUAUCCUCAUUGCCUACGGCGAGGUGUUCAUGUUCAGCGGUAUUGUCACUGGUCUGACUCUUGUCUCGUUUGCCCUCAUGGUUGGCUCGUCCGUCAUUGCCGCCUGGGCCGACAUCUCCUCCGCAUGGUCGACCACGCUUGACCAGACGACUGGCCGUGAGCUUACUGCUAUGCCCACUAUCGGCGGCGUCAGCGUCGGCUACUUCUGGAUGGCGCUCAACUGCGCCUGCUCGGCCGCAUACGUCCUGUACAUGCGCAAGCGCAUCAAGGUCACCGGCUUCAAGGACUGGGACUCGAUGUUCUACAACAACCUUCUGUCUAUCCCCGUCCUCGUUGUCGCUUCGCUUGUCUUUGAGGACUGGGGAUCCAAGAGCCUGUCGGACAACUUCCCCGCGGAGAACCGCACAAUUCUGCUCUCCGCGAUUGUCUUCUCGGGCGCCGCCGCUGUGUUUAUCUCGUACAGCACGGCAUGGUGCGUCCGCGUCUGCGGCUCGACUACCUACUCGAUGGUUGGUGCUCUCAACAAGCUCCCCGUGGCCGCUUCGGGCAUGCUCUUCUUCGGGGACCCGGUGUCGUUUGGCAACGUCUCGGCCAUUGGCGUCGGCGGCAUUGCUGGCAUCGUCUACGCCAUCGCUAAGACCAACCAGGCCCGAGUCGAGGCGGCCGCCAAGGCGCGCCAGAGCGGUGGCCCUUAGACCGCUCCCUAGACUGUCGCUGCCGCUGCCGUCGUUCACAGGGUGAAGGCGGCCAGCAGGCGCGACUGGCGGGCGGUCUCCCGGCAUCUCUGCGCGCUCCAUAAUGGCGCAGGGUCGGGAGCUGCACGCAGUGUGUGGCAUCGUGGAUGCGCGUAGGUCGGAGGGAGAUUGUUCGCGGGCUCGAUCUGAGCUUGGUUGGAGCAGCCGCAUCCACGGGGUCACUCUCGCCGUGCCACUUAGACUUCAGGCUCGGACGUUAUGCACACAUGAUACCGG